AUGGUCGCUUCCUUUAUCACGACGUUCUUCAUGUCUGCCUUCGACGGCCCAGCAUAUCGCAGCAUCUUCUUCGUCUCACCCAUCGAGGUCGCUCAGGAUCUCAUGAUUGCAGCAUUCCGCGUCCUCAAAGACGGAGAAUUAGGGGACAUACUUGGAGAGCCCAUCUUGCAAUCUAAACCUACUCGUGCGUCUAGUUCUGCCACUGGACCUGUCUCCAAGCCAGGGUUCUUGAAGCGCUUUAUUCGGCGCUUCAUCAUCGGUCUUCCACUUGUAGGCGCAAGCUCUGCGGUCCACAUGCUCAUCUCUCUUCAUAUGCUUGCUCCCGUCCAAUGGAUUGCCCGAUUCCGCGGUAGUCGGAGUCGAAGAAAUAGCAAUUCUCGCGAUAUUGCUGCGUUAAUCAUCGUUGGUCUCCUGGUAGCAGGGACCGUCAGAGCGCUGUACAAAGUAUACCAAUUCACAGAGGCGUUGACGAAAAGGGCGCUCCUUCGAGCAGAAGAUGCGAUUCUAGAAGUCGCUUAG
Messenger RNA from Cyclocybe aegerita, 519 nucleotides. NCBI's taxonomy places the organism in Eukaryota, Fungi, Basidiomycota, Agaricomycetes, Agaricales, Hemipholiotaceae. The record is from the annotation of a GenBank genome assembly.